AUGGAAGGAGCCGAGGCGGCGGCGCUGGCGGCGGCGCUAGAGGCAGCGGCGGGCACGAGCGCAGGCAACGGGCGCGGACGCGGCAUUGCGCUGGCGUACAACUCCAAUCUUGAUCUGGUGGUAGAUGCCGGACGUGUGUUUGGUCCCGGCGGGCCGGCUGGUGAGCCUGCGGCCUGCGACGGCUUUGGCGGCGAGGCGGCGUGCGAGGUGCUCGCUACGCCGGCCGACGUUCUAUGCUGCUUCCGGCUGUUUGCCGCCGACGGGCGGGCUGCCGAGCGGAUGGUGGUGGACGAUGAGUUGUAUGCGGCGCUGGUGGCUCACGCUGCAGCCGCUGAUGCGUCUGUGGAGCACGUCGGCGGUAACGCGGCACUGAUGGCGGUGGCGGCUGCUGGCUUUGCUCCCGAGGCAAGGAUCCUGCUCGGCGGGCCGGUCGGACCGGGUCUGGCCGCGCUCCUACCGGGCUCGGUCGAGCUCGCCGCCGGUGCACCCGAGGCCGCCGACGAGGUCCAUCUCAUCAUUGAGUACAAGGCCGGCGUGGAGGUGGCCGGCGUCGUCCCGCCGCGGGCCAACCGGUUCAUCUUGCACUGCGACAAGGUCAACGGCGAGCUGCGUGGAGCCAAGACUUUCCAUGUCGCGCUAGGUGACUUUGCGCCAGACACAGUUGUCCUAUCGGGCUUCCAUCUGCUCGACGCGCUUGCGGUGGAGGCCUCGACGCCGCGGGUGAGCGCAGUCGUGGCCGAGCUCGCCGCCGCGGUAGGAGGGCUCAAGUAUCGCCCGAGCGUCCACCUCGAGCUGGCGUCAAUGGCUAACAGCGCCUACAUGGCGCAGCUCGUCGAGCUUACUGCCGGUGCGGUGGACUCGAUCGGAUUUAACGAGCAAGAGCUCGAGGGCCUGGUGGCCGCGCUUGGCCUCGACGGAACCAAGCCGCUGUUUGCUGCCGAUGCCACCUCGCACAACGUCCCCAGCCGCGCGGGCGUAGAAAGCGCCCUGGCAUCCCUGUUUCAGCACUUGGAUAGUAGCGCAAGCACUGUGACAAGGCUGCAUUUUCACUCGCUCGCCUAUCACGUCGUGUGCACCCGCGGCAGCAGCUGGGGAGAGCCGGCCGGUCCUGCUGCAGCGGGCGCGCUGGCGGUCGGCUUUCGGGCCUGCGGCCUUGCUCCGCAGCCAGUCAGCAGCUUCAACCCUGCUAUCCACUUUGAUGUCCUCUACACCACUGGCAAUGAUGGCGGCGUGGAAACCUUUACCCUGGACCCGCAGACUCAGUGCGCACUCGCACCGGUGCUGGUUUGCAAGGCACCGGUGCGGACGGUCGGGCUCGGCGACUCCAUCUCGGCUGCAGGCCUUCUUGCCUUCCAGUACCAAGCCAAGUAAAGCUGAGCAAGG
Molecule: messenger RNA, 1383 nt
Organism: Thecamonas trahens ATCC 50062
Lineage: Eukaryota; Apusomonadida; Apusomonadidae
Product: ADP-dependent glucokinase
Exons: 2
Coding region: 1-1371 (456 amino acids)
Biological process (GO): glucose metabolic process
Cellular component (GO): endoplasmic reticulum
Molecular function (GO): ADP-specific glucokinase activity
Source: RefSeq, a predicted model, not a curated record